AUGGCUUACCACCACCACCAUCUGAACUACCUGCAUUCUUCCUAUGAUUUCUCUACGAAAACAAACUCAUCCACCCUCAAAUUCAAAGCCUUUCUCCGAUCCUACCUCGUUCCACACAUCCGGCAUGUCCUCCAAGCCCUCACCAACGCCAAGUCCAUGGUGGUGGAGCUCGUCAACAGGAGGAGCACCCGCACCGGCAUCUACAGGAUCAAGCGGAGGAGGAGAAGCAAGAAGGAACUCUUCAGCUCCAUCAAGCCAUACCUCCACCGGCCCUCGUCGCACAUCACUCCCAUCCCAGAUCCGCCGGAGACAGAGGAGUUCGACGUCAGUCAGUGUCUGUACUACGACUCUACCUGGAAUUCGAUGAUCUCCACGGAUGACAUGGGCUGCGACAUGGACCCGCCGGCUUCUGAGCACCUCCACUGGCUUGACGAGAAGACUGCCGAAGCCUCCACAGGAGAUGAUGACGAUGGCUGUGGCGGAAAUGAGAUCGACCGACUGGCAGAGAAGUUCAUAGCAAGCUGCUAUGAGAAGUUUAGGCUGGAGAAGCAGGAGUCUUAUAGGAGGUACCAAGAAAUGCUUGCAAGAAGCAUGUGAGGGGGGACACAGAUACUGGUUGAUGUUGGCGAAGCAGCUCAUUCUUCUUCCUUGGCUUAACUCAGAUCCUAUUUUAGUUGGUAGAUUGGGAUCGCAAAGAGUUGAGCAAGUGAUCUCAAUUGGGAGGUCUUUGCAUUGGUCAUUGUUGGUUCUUAGGCUUCCUUGUCGAGCUUGUUAGGCAUUACUCUCUUCUUCUUCUGUUCUUCUCUAUCAGUGGUUGUUUAUGUGGUGAAUAAACUUCAUUGGAUAUCCAGUUUUACUUCA
This is a messenger RNA of Musa acuminata AAA Group (dessert banana), 861 nucleotides long. RefSeq lists its product as uncharacterized. The transcript has a single exon. Bases 1 to 597 code for a protein of 198 amino acids. The record is from RefSeq and is a predicted model, not a curated record. Lineage: Eukaryota; Viridiplantae; Streptophyta; Magnoliopsida; Zingiberales; Musaceae.